UCCAGAUGCAGAAUGCAGGCAAUGCAGGCACGGCCGUGUUGGCUUUAAACGAAAGCGCUACUUCAAUUGAAAUUGGAUGAGCAGAGAUUUAUGGCGGGGCUGCCAACCUUGCAUUAAAGCAAGCUCCGUAAAUAUGUCGGUGUGAAGGCGCAGCUAAGCGGCCGACAGGCGCCAGCUGCGAGUAGCCGAUGUUCGAAGACUUCUUCGUGCCUACUGCCUACUGGUUGUACUAGCACAGAACACCUGCGAGCCCACUUCAGCGAGGAUAUGGUUGAACCAUGAUUAUCGGCAAUAACAGAAUGCUGUGCGUCGUUUGAAAUUGGGCGUCACCGUCAAAAUGUUUACGCGCGCAGCGAAGGAACUUCUGCGCAAUACCAUCAGUAGUGUCGACCACCACAACAGGGUUCUAGAGGAACAGGAGAUGUGGCGUCAGUGGGAGCUAGAGAAAGGUCUCACCAUGAUGGUGUCAGAUGAGGCUCUUCGUGCGCGCCAGCAUUCCCAGCGGUCCCUCAAGCAAGGCUCGAAGCGUCGACACUCCCCCGAGUCAUCACUGCCAGCAGCUGGUAGCAGUAGCUCUCAAGAAAGGUGGGGCCACAGCGGCUAUCGGGAACUCUACCCUGAAGAGUUCAGCCCCCCAAGAGAGAAGCGGCAGAGACGGUCCUCCAACCACCGCCGCAAUGGAAAGCCGCAUCAUCGCCACCGAAAGUCGCGCCACAAGAAGUCCUCCGGUCAGGAAGGUCGUCGCAGCCGGUCACGCCACCGCCACCGGUGCAGGGACUCCUCGACCAGCAGUAGCAGCAGCUCAGACAGCAGUACCAACUCCUCAGACAGCAGUACUAACUCAUCAGAGAGCAGUGAUACUGAGCUGGUCUGGGAAGAGCGCAAGACUUGAACUACCAUGACGUGGUGAUACUGUG
Molecule: messenger RNA, 917 nt
Organism: Rhipicephalus sanguineus (brown dog tick)
Lineage: Eukaryota; Metazoa; Arthropoda; Arachnida; Ixodida; Ixodidae
Exons: 4
Coding region: 338-892 (184 amino acids)
Source: RefSeq, a predicted model, not a curated record